Paramecium pentaurelia is the source of this 1255-nucleotide messenger RNA. NCBI's taxonomy places the organism in Eukaryota, Ciliophora, Oligohymenophorea, Peniculida, Parameciidae. The record is from the annotation of a GenBank genome assembly.
AUGAAAAUUUCGAUUUUAUUGUCUCUAUUAGUUUUAGGAUGCCUAACAAUGGACUUUGAUCAAUAGAUUGAAGAAUUAUAAAACUCUAAGUUUGGAUAAACAAUUCUUCAAACUAUUAUGAUGGAGCUACAAACUGAAGACCCAGUUGUGUCUAAUCUUAUUAAUAUGGUAUAAGGUAUUGAGACAACACUUGAAAAUGAAUAAUAAAGAGAUGAUGAUCGUAUAGUUAGGAUAAGAUAGAAUUGUGAUAUAGAUAUCACAACCCUUAAUAAUUAAAUUAAUCAGAAUACUAUUGCAUCUCUUGGUCUUAAGAGUCAACUUGAUUCCUUGAAUCCAUAGAAAGUUUAGGCUGUUGCUAGUUUGGAAAGAAAAAAUAAUGAAAUUACAGAUCUCAAGGCUGAGUUGCAAUAUUAAUCUCAUAAAAGGGAAACUGAGACUGCAGCCUAUGAAACUAUUUUAGAUAAUUUAGAAUAAGCUUUAUUUGGAGUUAAUUAAGUGAAGGGAUAUUUCAAUAGUUACUUAGAUAUUCUUGUCAAAAAUAGAAAAAGAUUUGAAAAACCAUCAUUUUUAGAAGAAUCAUAUAGUUUUAAAUAUGAAGAAUCAGUAUAAGAUGAUUCUGAAUCAAGAUCAUUAACCUCUUUAGCUUAAGUUGCUUAAAAAGUCAACAAAAUUAAACAUCAUGUAUAUAUCAUUAAAUUAUAUUAUAGGUUUAAUUAGAAGGAUAUGCCAGUAUGCUUGAAAUAAUGAGUGAAUUAGCAUCUAAAGCUGCAGAUGAACCUUCAUAGGCUGAAGUCUUAACAAGAAAAGUUCUUUCAGUAUUGAAAUAAAUAGAAAAUUACAUUCAAUCUGAAAGAAUAAGAGAGGAUUAAGCAGAAGCUCUUAGAUAAAGUAAUUUUGAUCUUCUUAAUACUCUUUUAUCUGAUUAACUUGUAUAAGCUAAUUAAGAUAAGACAUAUAUGGAAGGUAUAAAAAUAUUUUAUUAAUUAUAGGUUUGGUUGCUUCUUUGUCUACUAAAAUUACCUAAGGAACAAAUGAGAAAUUUGAAGUAGAUCAGAAAGUAGCAAUAAAAACAAAAGAACUUGAAAAUAGAAAAACUGAUUGCAGACUUAAAAAUAAUGAAUAUGAAACUGAUACUUAAAAUAGGUAAUUAAAUUAAAAUAAAUUAGAAUCAAAUAAAAAAGAGUAGUUGUUGUAGCAGUUGAUUUAAUUUCAUCUAAAUUGGGUUAGCUUAAGCGUAAAUUGCUUGAAAAUUGAA